This is a messenger RNA of Ophidiomyces ophidiicola, 702 nucleotides long. RefSeq lists its product as uncharacterized. The record is from RefSeq and is a predicted model, not a curated record. The transcript has 2 exons. Bases 1 to 702 code for a protein of 233 amino acids. NCBI's taxonomy places the organism in Eukaryota, Fungi, Ascomycota, Eurotiomycetes, Onygenales, Onygenaceae.
AUGCAUCUUCCGCGCCUCAUCUCCUCUUCUCUCUUCAUCUUGGGUGCCGCCUGCGCCCCAAUUGAGCUGGAUGCAUCCGCCUCGGCUACCGGCAGUACUCUCAGCCUCCUCCGUCGAGACCCAGGCAAGCCAGAAUGCAGCGUCUCCAACGCUUCGUUACCGCAGACGGGCAAGGGUGCCGAGCUCCCUGCCGCUGCCUCAAACUUGAAGCUCAAAUUCAUCACGCUCGGUAUCGGAACGCAGAACUAUACUUGCGCAGAUUCAACAGAGUCUACGAAGCCUGCGCUACUUGGCGCUGUGGCUACCAUUUAUGACGCUUCCUGCGCGGUUACAAAAUAUUCUCAGAUGCUGGACUUUAUUUCAGAUGCAGCUGUUCGACUACCCACCGAUAUGGUCAACUAUUUAGCCUCCAGAUACCUGAACUUGAAAGUCGUGGGCAAUCAUUACUUCGCUGGCCCUGUUCCGAUGUUUGAUUUGCGAAAAGAUGGUCAUGACGAGUACGUCCUUGUUUCGGUAGCAGCGAAGGUUCCUGCUCCUUCCAGCGAGAACGUGGAUUGGCUACUGCUCAACCGAGUAGAUGGCGUUGGACUCCAGAGUGUCUACCGUGUGAAAACUACCUCUGGUAAAGCGCCUGCCACCUGCAAGAACAUGCCUGCGCAGUUCCAAGUUAAAUAUAUUGCGCAAUACUGGUUUUAUGGAUGA